This is a messenger RNA of Antechinus flavipes (yellow-footed antechinus), 3072 nucleotides long. RefSeq names its product GRIP1 associated protein 1 (gene GRIPAP1). Gene Ontology annotation, cellular component: glutamatergic synapse; extrinsic component of postsynaptic early endosome membrane; postsynaptic recycling endosome. Bases 258 to 2798 code for a protein of 846 amino acids. Gene Ontology annotation, biological process: regulation of neurotransmitter receptor transport, endosome to postsynaptic membrane; regulation of recycling endosome localization within postsynapse; neurotransmitter receptor transport, endosome to postsynaptic membrane. NCBI's taxonomy places the organism in Eukaryota, Metazoa, Chordata, Mammalia, Dasyuromorphia, Dasyuridae. The transcript is spliced from 25 exons. The record is from RefSeq and is a predicted model, not a curated record.
GAGACGCCUGCCUUCCCAGCACCCUCUCUUCCCGCCGGGCACCACCAAAAGCCGAGUACCCAGGGGGAGAGAGAGAGAGAAACAUCGAGUCGGUCGUCUUGGUCCGGGCCGUCCCACCUGGCGACGUCUUUCCCUUUCUCACCCUGUGCCAUUGGCAGCGUCCCACUUUCCCGGAGUCGUAGCCCUGCUGAGACGGUUGCGCCUGCGCGGACGGCACCGGAGGCGGUUUUUUUUUUUUGGGGGGGGAGGGCAAGAACAUGGCGCAGGCUCUUUCCGAAGAGGAGUUCCAACGGAUGCAGGCCCAGCUACUGGAGCUUCGGACCCAGAACUACCAGCUGUCAGACGAGCUGAGGAAGAAUGGUGUUGAGCUCACCUCCCUCCGGCAGAGAAUCACCUUCCUGGACAAGGAGUUUGCCCGAGCCCAAAAGGCUCUGAGCAAGAGCAAGAAAGCCCAGGAAGUCGAAGUUCUGCUCAACGAGAACCAGAUGCUUCAGGGCAAACUCCACAGUCAGGAAGAUGACUUUCGGCUGCAAAACAGCACGCUCCUUCAAGAGCUCAGUAAGCUUUGCGCACAGAUCGAGCAGCUGGAGCAGGAGAAUCGGCAGCUAAAGGAAGGCUCCUUGGGUCCGGGGCCUCCCAGCACGGGCAGCGGCCCUGUAGAUGGGGAGCUUCUGCGCCUGCAGGCGGAGAACACAGCCCUCCAGAGAAAUGUCACAGCUCUGCAGGAACGCUAUGAGAAAGAGCAGACGAGUUCUCCAGCUCCGCCAGAGGCCGCUGGAAAGGAGGAUGCAGGUGGCUGUGGGGACCAUGCGGGAGACCUGGUCGUGCCCCCUCCGUUGGCAGAGGCCGAGCUGAAGUGGGAAGUAGAGAAGGAAGAGAAGAGGCUACUCCAAGAGCGUUUGCAGGGACUCGAGAGCUCGAAGCAGGCUGAGACGGCCAAGCUGCAGGAGGAGGUAGCCAAGCUGUCGGAAAAGCUGAAGAAGAAACAGGAGAGCUUCUUCCGCCUGCAGACAGAGAAGGAGGCUUUGUACAACGACAGCAGGAACAAGAUAGAAGAGCUUCGCCAGCAUCAGGAGGCAGAUCUCAAAGCCCAGGUAGUCCGGACUCAGAAGCUGCAGGAGGAACUUCAGGCGGCAAACCAGAGCCUAGCUGAGCUGAGGGAACAAUGCCAGGCCGAGCGCCAGGACCAUGCCAGUGCCCUCCGCACCCUCCAGGACCAGGCGGCGCGCCAAAGCGCAGACUUACAGGAGCGGGUGCAGGCACUGUUGGCGGAGAGCGAUGCUUUGCGGACCAACCUUGCUGCCCUAGAGCAGAUCCAGACAGCCAAGACUCAGGAGUUGUGUGCCUUGCGGGAGCAGACUGCGGGCCUGGCCACCGAGCUGCAGCAGCGCCAGGCUGAGUACGAAGCCCUAGCAGGCCAUAGAGAUGAUCUUAGCUCCCAGCUGCAGGAAUCGCUUCGGGCAAAUGGACGGCUUCUGGAGCAGCUUCAGGUCCUGGGGCAGGAGAAAGAAAAUCUCAGUAGGGAGCUGGAAGAGGCCCGCAAGAGCGCCGAAAAGAGGAAGGCUCUUCUGGAUGAGGUGGCGGCCGAGGCGCUGCAGGAAAAGUCGAGGCACAAGGAGGAGCUGGGCUCGGCCCGACUGCAGGCCGAGAAGGACGUGCUAGCGGUGAGGGCACGCUACGAGCGGGAGCUCCGGCAGCUCCACGAUGGUCGGCGGCGACAGGAGGAAGAGCUCCGGGCCCAGAUCCGGGAAGAGAAGGCACGGACCCGGGAUCUGGAGAGCCUGCAGCAGAUGGUGGAGGAGCUGCGUGCCCAGCUGCAGUCGAUGGAGGGAGCCAAGGGCUGGUUCGAGCGGCGACUAAAAGAGGCAGAGGAGGCCCUAGAGGAGCAGCAUCAGGAGCACGAGGAGAACCUGCACGUGCAAGAGGAGCGCCACAAAGCCGAGCUGCAGCGGAAAGAAGAGGAGGUCCGGGCCGCGGAGGGCCAGCUGCAGGAGGCUGAGGCGCUGUGUGGCGGCCAUCUCGACACCAUCGCUCGACUGCAGCAGGAAGUGAAGGAUGUGGCGGAUGGGCAGCGCAUCCUCGAGAAGAAAGGGAGCGCCACGCUGAAGGACCUGAAGCGGCAGCUGCAGUUGGAACGGAAGAGGGCCGACAAGCUGCAGGAGCGGCUCCAGGAGUUCCUGACCAAUAGCAAGAGCCGCUCUGGCUUUGAGGAGCUCGUCCUGUCAGAGAUGAGCUCCCCCAGCCGGGCCCAAACGGGCGACAGCAGCAGCGUCUCCUCCUUCAGCUACCGGGAGAUCCUCCGGGAGAAGGAGGGCUCAGCUGGCCCUGCUCGGUCAUCCUCAGGGAGCCCCCCAGGCCCGGCUCGGCCAGCAGAGCUUUCGGAUGAGGAGGUGGCUGAGCUCUUUGAGAGGCUGGCGGAGACGCAGCAAGAGAAGUGGAUGCUGGAGGAGAAGGUCAAGCACCUGGAGGUGAGCAGUGCCUCUAUGGCGGAGGACCUGUGCCGCAAGAGCGCCAUCAUUGAGACUUAUGUCAUGGACAGCCGCAUUGACGUGUCGGGCCCCUCAGGCCACACAGACAGGAGCGGCCUGGGCAGUGUCCUGCGGGACCUGGUGAAGCCAGGGGACGAGAACCUCCGGGAGAUGAACAAGAAGCUCCAGAACAUGUUGGAAGAGCAGCUCACCAAAAACAUGCACCUCCACAAGGACAUGGAAGUUCUCUCCCAGGAAAUCGUCAGGCUCAGCAAGGAAUGUGUUGGGGGCACAGAGCCAUCCCCGGCCGGAUCCGGAGAGGCCAGUUGAGAUGGCCAGCCCCCUAGCCUGCCCACCGCCCACCCGGCCCCCAGCUCGCAUCCGUCCCCGUGCAUGACUGUGUGUGACCCAGUUCUAUUUAUGGCUCCUGGCCCACAGCGGCUGCUGCACUUUGGGGGGGUAGGGGAGUGGUUCACGCUCCAGAGAGCCCGGGAUCGAGGUCAGCAGUCCACCGUGCUGCGCCAACGUGCUGUCAAGGCCCUGACUUGUGUGCUCCGUUUCCCCUGAAAAAAAUAAUGUCCUACCUUCCUCUCCUGCCUGAAAA